Messenger RNA from Suillus clintonianus, 505 nucleotides. RefSeq lists its product as uncharacterized. The transcript has 3 exons. Bases 227 to 448 code for a protein of 73 amino acids. The record is from RefSeq and is a predicted model, not a curated record. Lineage: Eukaryota; Fungi; Basidiomycota; Agaricomycetes; Boletales; Suillaceae.
AAUUGGCAGUCCGGACUCGAGAGAGGCGAGUUAUGCCAUUUGGUUUGUUCAUUUACUUGUGUUCUCAUCCAGAUCACGCCCCUACCCUACAAAAAGCUAACAAAGUCAUAACAGAUCAAGACAUCGACUUCAAAAUCGUACCCAUUCAUACAAUGAUAAUGUAGGCGAGCACCUCGCAGGCUAUACACCUCCCCCGCACAUCGAUACGUCAACUGCGGGCUGCAUGAUGAAAUUAGUAUGGUGUAUUCUGCCAACCCUAGGCCCAUACCUAUCUUUUGCAUUUACGCUUUCAGACUCAAGUCCCCAGGCAGAGUUAAGCGAGACAGAGACACUAUUUAUUUCAUUCGGAAGCCCUGACUCGCGUUUCUUACUGGUAAGAUCCUUGUGUAAAGAACCUGCAGUUGUAAUUUGCGAUGCUGCCAAUAGGGAAAGGGGCUGCCGUGCAUGAGCAUCUGGGACGCGAGGAGCGAUCACGAAGGUUCCCUCGUAUGGGGCUUCUUCGCAC